Messenger RNA from Plasmodium coatneyi, 1950 nucleotides. Its product is annotated as Transmembrane protein. The transcript has a single exon. Gene Ontology annotation, cellular component: membrane; endomembrane system. Bases 1 to 1950 code for a protein of 649 amino acids. The record is from RefSeq and is a predicted model, not a curated record. Lineage: Eukaryota; Apicomplexa; Aconoidasida; Haemosporida; Plasmodiidae.
AUGGGAUCCCAACUAAGUGUGCCAAACGCCCCAGGCGGCGGGGCGAACGCCGCAAACGAUAACGGGGCAGGAAACGAAAAUGCGAGGACCCCAUUUUUCCAGAAACUUAUAUCCAUCAUUGCGCAAAUGCUAAUCAUGCACAUGGUGAUGUAUUUCAUAACAGGAGGGAAAAACAAAACGGGGUCAAAAUAUGGAAGUAAAAUAGAAGGCAACAAUUUGACCCUAAGCAAUAGUCUAGAACAUGGGGACAUAUUUGACCUCUACCUAUUCCUUAGUGACAACCAUUCAGUCGACUAUGAAUACAUAAAAAAGAAAAGUAAAAUGAUACAAGUGAGGGAGAAGGAAUUAUACACAUAUAAAAAGUUCAGCAAAUAUGACCCGACUAACUUUAGCUUUUAUUUAAAUGAUUCGUGGAAGGGAGAAAAGUACCUCAGCGUCAUUAUGAUCCCAUUGCACUUUUAUAAAAACCGUAAUGCGUCCAACCUGCUAGGUAGCACAAUAAAAGACGAAUUCAAGAAACAGCUUCUCAUUGAAAACAUCCCCCUGACGGUGAAAAUGAAGCCUUUCGAAUCGGAGGAAGAUGAAAAAUAUAACUUAAUGGACGGAAGCUACACGAAUAAGAAGAAAAGAAUAAAAGAGGAAGAAGAGAAGAAAGGGGAAAAAGGAAAAAAAGAAGAAUUCUAUCACAUAAAAAAGAGAAUAGAUAUUAACAUUAUUUAUGAUCAAGCGAAGCACCGAAUUAACGAAUUUAAUAUGCCUCAUUUGAAAAGGUGGAAAAUUAAUAUACACAAUGGUACGUAUACUCCCCCAAUAUUUUUGUCCGAUUUUUGGCUCAUAGAAAAUGAUUACUAUGUUUUAGACAGAACCUUUUUAAAGGAUAAGGAUAAGAGGACGAGUUACAUCUCAGUGUACGAUCCGUAUAGGAUAACAAAAAGUGAAAAAGACAUUCAUUCCUACGUGGUGGAAAAAAAUGCAGACGAAAAUAAGUUAGUAAAAAUUGAAAUAAAUUAUGGCACCUGCAGUUUUAUGUAUUAUAUGUUCAUAAAACAGUUGGAUACAUCGAUACAAAUGAUGGAUAAAAAUGACCAGACGUUUUCUUUCCAAAAUUUGACAAACGCAACAGCUACAAAGGAAAUUAACAUGAUGAAAAAAAUUAUUAUGACUACAAAUAUUUACAUGUUAAUUUUUUCUGCUCUUUUUAUUUUACUCCAUUCUAUAUUUUCCUUUUUCGCCUUCAAAAAUGAUAUGCAAUUUUGGUACCAAAAUGAGUCCAUGGAGGGACUGUCAGCUCUUAGCGUUAUAACGACCUUUGUGUGUGACAUAAUAUUAGCCUUAUAUUUAUACGAUUCUGAGAACACGUCCUGGUUACUUCUAUUCGAGAUGUUCGUUGGAGUGGCACUCUCUGCGUGGAAAGUUACCAAAGCAGUGCAUGUAUCUUUUAGUAAAUCCUAUCCCUAUAUCAUAUUAAAGGACAAAAAAAAUUACACAGAAUCGAUGACCAAGAAGUACGACAAAAUUGCAGUUAAAUAUGUUGGAAUUGUUCUCAUCCCCUGUUUCAUUGGAUAUGCUAUUUAUUCUCUAUUCUACUAUAAAUACAAGUCUUGGUACUCCUACAUAAUCUCUGUGCUUGCUGGAACAGUUUAUACCUUUGGGUUUAUUAUGAUGACCCCACAAUUAUACAUAAAUUAUAAGCUAAAAUCUGUGGAGCACCUACCAUGGAAGGCUCUCAUUUACAAGUCGCUAAACACCUUCAUCGAUGACAUUGCCUUUUUCCUAAUUGACAUGCCGUGGAUGCACAAGCUUUCUUGCUUUCGAGACGAUGUUAUAUUUUUGUGCUACAUAUAUCAGAGGUGCAUCUAUAAAGUGGACAAGAACCGGCACGAGCACCUGGCCCAGGGGCAGCACCAGGUGGUGGCUCAGUCCGCUCCGGCAGACAAGAAAAACGACUAG